Molecule: messenger RNA, 1163 nt
Organism: Cryptomeria japonica (Japanese cedar)
Lineage: Eukaryota; Viridiplantae; Streptophyta; Pinopsida; Cupressales; Cupressaceae
Exons: 8
Coding region: 102-764 (220 amino acids)
Biological process (GO): autophagosome assembly; protein folding in endoplasmic reticulum
Cellular component (GO): endoplasmic reticulum; EMC complex; membrane
Source: RefSeq, a predicted model, not a curated record
UGGAUCGGACACAAUUGUCUCCUUUGUAAAUCAUGGAGAUAGCUAACCCUAACGGGGGCAAUUAUCUCGGAUCUUUUUUUUUUCAUUUCAAAUAAAAAAUAAUGAACAUUUUCAUCCUUCUUGGAUGUCAAAGUUCCCACAAAGAUACCAGAAGGAAAGCAGAUACGGACCAGGGUGAAGCAGCAAGACAAAGGCAACAUCGAGUCUACUUCAACUAUUCCAGUCAUUCAGCAUACAUUGCUUCGAAAAGCUCAAACAGAUUGAAGAAGGCACAUACGGUAGCUCAAGGCCGUUACCAGACUCUAUACGUCACCAGCUUCAUCCACAACUACCGACAGGAGCUCGCUAGAUACCCUGCUUUGACUACAGAGAAAACGAUCAAAGGAACAAACAAAAGCAUGGCAGCAAGAAGUGGAUCUACAAAUGCUCCUGAAAAAAAGUCAAGCAAGCACGAGAAUGAACUACCAGCUUUUAGUCCAGAAAACCUCCAGAAUAACAUGAGAGUUAUUUAUUACAGUCGCACCUUCUUGUCCAUUAUGGCUGGCGUGGUUGCAGGAAUCUUGGGACUUACUGGUUGGAAGGGUUUUAUAUUUUACUUCAUGAUCAUGAUUCUUACUUCUCUUGGGGUCGUUGUGAAAAUCAAAUUUGAUAUUCAUGAAUACUUUGACUCGUGGAAUCGUGUUAUAUUGGAUGGAAUAUCUGGUGGACUUAUGUCAUUUGUUCUCUUCUGGACAUUUGCUUAUGAUAUUGUGCAUAUAUUUUGAAGCAUCUGUGUUGCUAUCACAUUACGAAAGUGUAUGGCAAAAAUACUUGCAGCAGUAAGCUGAAGGAUUUAUUGUAACGACACAGUUUUGUCUGAAGCAUAUGCGCAGAGUGGGAGUUUUUUGUAACAUUUUAUAUUGGAUGAUGGAAAGUGGAGUCUGCAGAUUUUUAUUGGCACAUAAUUGUACUAGUAUAAAGAUGCAUGUUCUCUUCUUUUAUAGUCGCCUAAAAGCAUCCCCAAAUCUGAAAGAUCACAGAUUUUGCUUGGAAGGAUAAAUAUUUGACAAAUUACCUACAUCCAUUUUUCUACAGAUGCAUUAUUAUUAUUUUUUCAUUGACCACAGGUAAAAAUUCCAAAUCAUUAAAACUGAAAAUGAGAGUUCGAAGUAGUUUUUACUUCA